Molecule: messenger RNA, 1544 nt
Organism: Ceratitis capitata (Mediterranean fruit fly)
Lineage: Eukaryota; Metazoa; Arthropoda; Insecta; Diptera; Tephritidae
Product: sodium/potassium/calcium exchanger Nckx30C-like
Exons: 4
Biological process (GO): intracellular calcium ion homeostasis; calcium ion transmembrane transport
Cellular component (GO): membrane
Molecular function (GO): calcium channel activity; calcium, potassium:sodium antiporter activity
Source: RefSeq, a predicted model, not a curated record
AUAAAGCCAUCCAUCCAAAGUCAAAGUGGUCGUCGUCCGAGCUGGAUUGAUCAGAGGGUCAAAAUUCAGACACGCAAAUUUAGCAUCAAAGCCAACGAAAUUGAAGAUGAACCGGAACCAUUGAGCAUGGCUUGGCCCGAUACUGCCCGCAAACGGCUCACCUAUAUUUUGGUGGCGCCACUGCUAAUACCCAUGUGGCUGACAUUGCCCGAUACGCGUACACCGCGCGGCAAGAAAUAUUACCCGGUCACGUUCAUCGGCUCGAUAGUAUGGAUAGCUGCCUUCUCGUAUCUGAUGGUGUGGUGGGCGAAUGUUGCCGGCGAUACGGCACGUAUACCGCCCGAGGUAAUGGGUUUGACCUUCCUCGCCGCUGGCACAUCAAUACCCGAUUUGAUAACAUCGGUGAUUGUAGCGCGUAAGGGAUUCGGUGAUAUGGCGGUUUCCAGCUCAGUGGGUAGCAAUAUUUUCGACGUCACUGUGGGUUUACCCAUACCAUGGUUAAUAUACGGCAUCAUCUAUGAUGCACCCGUCGAGGUUAACUCCGUGGGCAUGGUCUGUUCAAUAACUAUACUCUUCAUGAUGUUGAUCUUUGUCGUAAUGUCGAUUGCCUGCUUCCGUUGGAAAAUGAAUAGAGGACUUGGCUUUACAAUGUUUUUGUUGUAUUUCGUUUUUGUUGCUGUUUCAUUAAUGUUCGAAUAUGAUACACUCCAAUGUCCAGUGUAAAGUGUGGCAAGUAAUUAAUGAUAUAGAAAAAAAAAAUAAUAAUAAUUGCAAAAAAAAAAGAAAUAAGAAAAGACAGUAAAUUAAUUAUAGUAAAAUAAUAAAUUAUAAAUAAUAAAUAUAUAUAUACAUAUAUAUAUUAUGUAUAAUUAUAAAUGAAACUUAGUGAAAGUUAGGUGAUUGAUAUAGUUUUAAGAGUAUAAAAUGAAUUACAUAUAUAUAAUUUAAAAAGUAAAAAAAAUGUUAAUAUAAUGUAAACUUCAAAUAGUGAAAUGAAUAAAUAGUUAAACCGAAAUGUAUAUUUUAAGUAAAAUUAAAAGAAAAUAAAUGAAAAAUCGAAAGAACAGGCCGGGCAAUCAAAGAUUGUUGCCAAUCAGCUUACAUAUAGUAAUUAAAAAAAAUGAAGAAAUGUAUACAUAUAUAUAUAUAUAUAAACAUACAUCCAACGGCAUAAAGUAGUACAUUAAGCGUUACUUCAGUACUAAUAUUAAUAUAAUAAAUCCAGAAAAAAAAUUAAAAAAAUAAACAAUUAUAAUUCUUAAAUACUUUCACAAGUUAUAACUAAAUACAUACCUAUGUACUUAUAUAUAUAUAUAUAUAAAGAUAUACAUAUACGUGUGUAUUGUAUAAUAAUGCAAUUGUUAAAUUUCGUCUUUUUUCACGCGCUCCUCUAUAUACUCCUCAAAUAUCAUAUUGUAAGGAAUGUUUAUUGAAUUUUAUAGGCAAAUUGUUAGAUAAAAAGAAAAUUUAUUAUUUAAUUAUAUAUAUAUAUGCUGUAUUUAUGCAUAUGAAACCGUACACUGCUGUAUAUAUUUAACAGUAAU